CACACACAAGAGCUCAAAAAACACCAAAACAACAAUGUCGAAAAUCUCAAAGGCUUCUUCUCUCUGUUUACUUCUUCUCGUCUUCUUCCUCUUCACUUCCCGACCCGCACUCUCACUCCGUGGCCCAAAACUUCAAUCAGAACCAAAAUCAGCUCAAAACCUAAUGGAUGAUUCGUCUUCAAUGAACAAGAUCGACUCUAAAAGUGCAAACUCCAUGAUUGCUGGAUUCUUCAGUCACAAGUUUCCAUUAAGGGGAUGGCCUUUCCCAAAGUACCCACCUUUCACAAUGGUUAACCCUAAUAUUCCAACAAACCCAUCUGGAGCUCAAGAGGAAUCCGUAAAGUUACCUUCUUCCCCAAGCAAAGACAACAAAGAUGGAGGAAACGCUUGAAAGAUUGGAGUUUUUUUCUUGUGUUUGAAAACAUUUAUAUGGUUUUACAUUGCAUCAAAUAAAAAAUGUACCUUUAA
This is a messenger RNA of Arabidopsis arenosa, 468 nucleotides long. The record is from the annotation of a GenBank genome assembly. NCBI's taxonomy places the organism in Eukaryota, Viridiplantae, Streptophyta, Magnoliopsida, Brassicales, Brassicaceae.